This is a messenger RNA of Rangifer tarandus platyrhynchus (Svalbard reindeer), 414 nucleotides long. The record is from the annotation of a GenBank genome assembly. NCBI's taxonomy places the organism in Eukaryota, Metazoa, Chordata, Mammalia, Artiodactyla, Cervidae.
AUGUGCGUUUCGCAGCUUGCGGCGUGGGCCAGUGCUAAUCAGGAGCUCCACCUCCAAGCUCAGAAUCCUGUUGGAAUAAUGUGCAUAAUGACUGUCCCAGACUGCGAGCUGAGAACCAGGAAUCAACCAAGCACAACUGUGCUGGUAACUUGUAAAUUCCUGCACCUGGAACAUCUGGCUCUGAAGAUACCACACUCCCAGCUUUGCUCUAUUUCAAUGACCUUUCUGUGGAAACUCAAAACACUUUCCACAAAAUGCUGGUACGAGGAAGCACAAAAGGGCUUAAGAGAGCCUGCACCACCUCCCUGGAAUCCGGGAGGCACCCCUGUCCCGCUGUGCUCACCCCCUCCAUUUGUUUCUUACUUGCCUGUUAAAGGCGCUUGUGUUGUUUCAGCCUUUGGUUGUUAUGAAUAG